Messenger RNA from Macrosteles quadrilineatus (aster leafhopper), 1688 nucleotides. Its product is annotated as diuretic hormone receptor-like. The transcript is spliced from 12 exons. Bases 44 to 1477 code for a protein of 477 amino acids. The record is from RefSeq and is a predicted model, not a curated record. Gene Ontology annotation, biological process: adenylate cyclase-modulating G protein-coupled receptor signaling pathway; cell surface receptor signaling pathway. Gene Ontology annotation, molecular function: peptide hormone binding; diuretic hormone receptor activity; G protein-coupled peptide receptor activity. NCBI's taxonomy places the organism in Eukaryota, Metazoa, Arthropoda, Insecta, Hemiptera, Cicadellidae. Gene Ontology annotation, cellular component: plasma membrane.
ACUACAUCAGAGCAUGCAUGGUUCACAUGGUUGAUUCGCUGGGAUGAACCUGUCGGAGGUAGACAUGGUGACGGUGGAUUUCAACCGGACAAACCUCAUCUCUCCCGAGGAGUUGGAGUGUGUGAUGUUGUACCACCAGGAGAGUCAGUUGUCAUCAGUUCCUCAGCUGGAGUGUCCCCGGGCCUGGGACUAUGUACUCUGCUGGCCUCCCACUCAGGUCAACUCAUCAGCCGUCAUACCAUGCUUCCCAGAGCUCAACGGGAUCAAGUACGACAUCUCCAAGAACGCUACCAGAUGGUGUCACAGUAACGGGUCCUGGGAUGAGUACUCGGACUUCUCCUCGUGCUCGCCCGUCUCUGGGGUAGAGUCCACUCUGCCCAAGCUGCUGUCUCCGGUGGAGAUCACCACAAUUCUCUACAUUACCGGGUACACAGUCUCUCUAGUCGCACUUCUACUGGCAGUCACUGUCUUCGUCUACUUCAAAGAUCUGAGGUGCCUGAGGAACACUAUCCACACUAACUUGAUGGGGACUUACAUGCUGUCAGACACCGUAUGGAUGCUUACUCACCCCAUACAGAUGUACCAGACCAACGAAGGCACGCUAGGCCAGGAAUGCACGGUAACGAUCCUCACACUGAACAUAAUACUUCACUAUCUGUAUUUAACAAACUUCUUCUGGAUGUUUGUUGAAGGGCUGUAUUUGUACAUGUUGGUAGUUAAAACUUUUGCAAGACAGAAUCUGAAGUUGAGAUCGUAUGCUUGCAUUGGAUGGGGAAUUCCUUUGAUCGUAGUGAUCGCCUGGAUCAUUAUCAAGAGUGUGUUCACCAACGACGCGCCUACUGAAGGCCCAUUGGAGGCACGCUUGAUCUCUGCCAUGAUGCCUCAAUGUUCCAUGUUGGUGCCUGAUGUGUAUGACUGGAUAUAUCAGGGACCGAUGCUUUCUGUCCUCCUCCUAAACAUAUUCUUCCUCUGUAGUAUCAUGUGGGUGCUGAUAACCAAGCUGAGAUCAGCCACUAAUGCGGAGACUCAGCAGUACCGCAAGGCCACCAAGGCACUGCUGGUGCUGAUCCCACUGCUGGGAGUCACUUAUGUUCUGUUCCUUGACGCUCCCACAGAGGAUCACUUAGCAAGCUACUAUCACAACGUGCGAGCCCUCUUGUUGUCAAUACAGGGGUUCCUGGUGGCACUCCUCUACUGUUUUCUCAACAGUGAGGUACAGAACACAUUGAGGCACCACCUGGCCCAGUGGAAGGAGGCUCGAGAUCUGAAUAUGGGGCCUCGCUACUCCACCAGCAAAGAGUGGUCUCCGUCCACGCAGCAGGAGAACAUAAGGUUAUUUGAGCCGAGCAAGUUCUUCAAACGUAAACGGCAGAUGAGUGUCAGUGAGGCUACGACUAUGACGGUCCUGGGACAUAGUCGAACCAACGGCUCCUACAGCGAGGGCCCGCCAUUACUUCAUGGAGAGAAUCAGCUGUAGCUCCAGUUGUAACUGAAACAGCUGCUACUACAGUUGAAACUACAAACGCAGCUACUGUUUGAUCUUUCAACAAUACCUCAACUCUAGUUACGCGAAUGUACAUCUGAGAUUUUGAUCAGGGUGGCUUCGAUUGUGGGAGUAACUAGUCUAACAUUGUAGCUCCAGCUGAAGCAGAGUAACUCUUAACCACAGCCAAAGUACGAUGUGUGAA